This is a messenger RNA of Pungitius pungitius (ninespine stickleback), 2065 nucleotides long. RefSeq lists its product as uncharacterized. Bases 464 to 1792 code for a protein of 442 amino acids. The record is from RefSeq and is a predicted model, not a curated record. Lineage: Eukaryota; Metazoa; Chordata; Actinopteri; Perciformes; Gasterosteidae. The transcript has 9 exons.
ACAACAACAACAACGACGCCGAUGAUGCUGCCGAGGAUGAUGAGUGCUGUGGCCACGUCUGGCUGCACAGGGUGGAGCUGCAGGAGAAGCUCAUUGGUCCCUGGAAGAGAGACGGAUACAACUCUGUGACCAAAGAGGGACAGUUACCGGCGUCAUUGUGAAAGGUCACCGACCCCAAGACAAUUACAAACCCCUCUUUUUCUGCUUAACAGAACCUUCAUUUUCAAAAUAUGUCAGAAUUCCAAAGCGCAGGUCACCUGUCCCUGAACUAAUCUGUUUUGAGAAGACCUUAAGCUUGUCCACUAGAGUCCGAUAAUGACGCCUGCCGGGUGCGACCUAUCGUGUUACCUCAUCAAUUAUUGCUGGAAGGAUCCGCCCCAGUGAGCUCGCCCUGGAACCGAAACCUUGGUUCACAUCGCGUCCCGAACCGCGGAUCCUCACGGGCAGGAACACCUGGACCAGAAUGUCCCUGCGGGCCAAAUCCCACGCUGACCUGACGGCGGCGGGGUCGCCCUCAGACGGCGGCCUGUGCAGGUCUUUCUGCACGAGCAGCAGCAACGUGACCGCAGGCGGGGGGCGCCUGGGGGGCGGCGGGGGGGCGGAGGACUUCAAGGGCCCCUCCAGGCUGACCAGGAGGCCCGUGAGGGCGGUCCGGCCCCUCAGCGCCGACGGCUCCUUCCUCCAGAUCAACCACCUGCAGGGAGAGCUGGUUAGGAAAAGGAAGGAAUGCGAGGAUCUGAGGAAAGAAAACAAGUUCCUAUCGAACGAGAUCCACAUGGAGCGCAUCGUGAUGCGCACGGAGAGCGAGCUGACCAUGAGGAACCUGAGGAGCCUCAACCAGGAGCUGCAGGCUCAGGUCAAAGAGCUCAAGCAGAAGCUGUGUCAGAGCCAGCAGAGGGCGGCGUUGUGCUCCCGCGCCGCCGAGGAGGCGGAGGAGUCCAGAAGCGAGGCGGAGAGGAGCAGGGCCCUGGCCGAAGCCCGGGCCCUGGGGAGCCAGCGGGACCGGGGGGCCGCUGAGGCCGACCGGAGCCGCCUGGCCGAGGAGCUGCAGCGGCUUCAGAAAGAGCACACCGACUUGCAGCUUUCACUCACUAAAGCCGAGCAGAGCUGCUUUGAAACCAAGCUGAAGCUGGACCGGGAGUCGGGGGACAAGCGGGCCCUCCUGCAGGAGAACAGGAGCCUCGAGGUGGACCGAGACGACCUCCGACUCAAGCUGAGACAGAUCACGGAGGACAACGUCCAGAUCCAACAGAGCGAGGCGGACUCAAGGCGCAGGGAGGCGGCGGCGGCGCACCAGGGCGAGCAGGCCCAGCGGGCUCGGCGGGAGGCCGAGGCCGAGCGGCGCCUGGCCGAGGCCGAGCGGCGGGACAGGGCGGCCGAGUGCCUCGCCUGGAGGGAGAAGCACCGCCAGUUGGCCGACAGGUUCAGAGAGCAGGAGGACCUGAAGGCCCUGAGGAGCAGCAAGGCUUGUCAAGCCAACAUCAAGAGUUACUUCCUCUGCAUGACAGAAAGCGACCAGAGGGUUAAAAUUCUCAAAAGUCAAGACGGCUCCCCGAGAAAUUUCACGGAAAGCGAUCCUGUGUACAUCUCCACCCCCGAGGCUAGUGCGGGAGAACCUGACAGGAGUUCAUCCAGGACGCCGUUCAGGGUCGCCGCCCCCCCACCCGCAGGCCGCGAUCCGGGCCGCUUCGACGAGCUGCCCGCCUUCGGAGGGGAGCGCCCAGACUCCACCCCCCCACGCAGGAGCAGGAAGGUGGUGGAAUACUUCUGGAUCCCCACGGAGCAGGACUAGGCCCUCAACCCGCUUUGCAUGGACGCAUCGGGACUAAAUGAUUUCCUAUUGAUCAGCCUCAGGGCCUAUUCUCACGCUCCUAACCAUAGAUGAAAGAUGUUUGAGGCCUUUGACGCUCUAAAUCUGGGAUUUGUUGAACAUUUCUGGCAUAACGAGAAUGUUUCAGUGUGUUGUAAAGAGAAGCUUUGUGUUUUAUAGAAUGCGAAGCAUCUUAACGAGUAGUGUGAAUAUAUUAAGAGUAGCAGUACAAAUACAAGUGAAACUGGUUUUGGU